Messenger RNA from Acanthoscelides obtectus, 1141 nucleotides. Lineage: Eukaryota; Metazoa; Arthropoda; Insecta; Coleoptera; Chrysomelidae. The record is from the annotation of a GenBank genome assembly.
AAGGAACUAUGCAAAAUAAGGGCAUAAUAUUUUGGUGCAUCCUAGCCACAGUAUCACAAAUAACAGUGAUAUAUGGCAACCAUCUUGAACAUCAUGACCACUACGACUACCCCCGAUACAAAUUUGGAUACGGAGUGCAUGACCCCCAUACAGGGGACCAACAUUCACAUCAUGAGACUAGAGAUGGUGACGUAGUAAAGGGGUACUACACAGUGGCAGAUCCAGAUGGCACCCUUCGUACCGUCUACUAUACCGCAGACGACCAUCAUGGCUUCAGAGCAAUAGUAAAGAAAAGUGGAAUAGCUGUUCAUCCAGAAGUGCAUCACGGUUACCACGAGCAUCAUCAUCCAGCAGCUUAUGGUGUUGGCCAUCAUGAAGCAUAUUAAGAAAUUACUUAAAUACCAUAUAAUAUUUUUGUACAAAUUACUAUUAAGGGUAGAACAAUUUUUAACCAAAUUUAAUGCUAAGAUAUUCACAAUUUUACAAGUACUGCGGCUAUUUUCUGCCCUUGGAUAUGAUCUAAUGUUACCUUAAGGUACGCGUCCACAUAGUACGUUCAGAACUAUUCGCACCAAAUGGAUCAAAUUCUGGUAGUGCGUCCAUUGUAUCUGCAGCAAUGGGACUGCGAUGACGAUUUAGAAGUACAGUAUUAAAAUUUUCAUCCACGACAAUUGGCAGAAUAAAAAAUAAUCUAUGCAGUCUGUGCUGCCUAAGGGGAUGUGUCCACUGAUCAACAAAUCCGUAAGACGUCAACGGAUGCAUCGCACCUGCAAUAUUUGAUAAUUAUAAAAUUCAUUUAUCGCGAACAGUCCAACGAGUCGAAGACAACCAGAUGCAUUUUGGUUAUCUACAGACUCCAAAUCAGGUAUGUUAUGCGGCCAUUUAAGUCUCACAUCUGAUUGAAUUGGAUUAGAACUGUAAAAACCCACAUUCUAAGAAUAGCUGUAAUGGCUCCAUUGAAAGAAGUGUACAAACAUACAAUUUACCUACAUUCCGUAUAAAAAUAUCACGGAUUACAUGUUUCAGCUAUUAUAUAAGACGGACGUUUACAUGUAUCAGUGGUUUCUGGUGCAAUUUUUAUUAAACUGUACAUAGUGUCUUUUCAGGUUUAAGAAUAGUAUAGUGAAAUUGUAAGGAACCG